Molecule: messenger RNA, 3009 nt
Organism: Arvicanthis niloticus (Nile rat)
Lineage: Eukaryota; Metazoa; Chordata; Mammalia; Rodentia; Muridae
Source: RefSeq, a predicted model, not a curated record
GCCUUCGUGUCCAUAGCGACGGCGGCGGCGGCGGCCGUCGGCUUGCUUAAGAAGGCGCCGCCGCCGCCAGGAUCUCGGAGCUAGGAGUUAACCCCGAGGGGGAGCGGGCUCCCCCUCGCGACGGCGGGGACAGACAGUCCUGUGGAACGACGAGACAGUCCCCGACGUCCAGCAACGCCCAGGAAGAGCCGCAGCGAACGAGCGGCGGCCAUGAGCGACCAGCUGAGUCCAGCCCCGGGCCGCUAGGGGCAGCUCCAGCAGCCCCUGAGCUCUCCUCGAAACCUCGGAAUCUGAGAGGAUGGAGCCCAAUACCUGUAAGACCAGUGAAUCUGAGGAAGAUGAUAUUGAGGAAGAAGAAUCUGAGGAAGAAUGUGUUAGAGAGGAAUCUACCACCCCUAACUCUACCCAGCAGGGACUUGGAAAGGCUGACUAUAAAGAAUUUGAGAAUGGGGUUGCCUUAUCUGUUGUAGCCAAGAAAAUUCCAAAGAAAAUAUUAAGUGCAACAGACACAGAUGAUUUGGAAGUUGGGAGGAGAAAAAGAAAGCGGAAACGAAGACCCCUGGCCAUCAACCUGACCAACUGCAAGUAUGAGAGUGUGCGCCGGGCAGCCCAGAUGUGUGGACUGAAGGAAGUGGGAGAGGAUGAAGAGUGGACUGUGUAUUGGACAGACUGUUCUGUCUCACUAGAACGAGUCAUGGACAUGAAGAGGUUUCAGAAAAUCAACCACUUCCCUGGCAUGACAGAAAUCUGCCGCAAAGAUCUGCUGGCUCGGAAUCUCAACCGCAUGCAGAAGCUCUACCCUACUGAGUACAACAUCUUCCCACGCACCUGGUGCCUCCCUGCAGACUAUGGGGACUUCCAGGCCUACGGUCGUCAGCGGAAAACCCGCACUUAUAUCUGCAAGCCAGAUAGCGGCUGUCAGGGGCGUGGCAUCUUUAUCACCAGAACCCCCAAGGAAAUCAAGCCAGGAGAGCAUAUGAUCUGCCAGCAGUACAUCACCAAGCCCUUCCUCAUUGAUGGCUUCAAGUUUGACAUGCGAAUCUAUGUUCUGAUCACUUCCUGUGACCCUCUCCGGAUCUUCAUGUACGAGGAAGGCCUGGCCCGUUUUGCCACUAUGCCAUAUGUGGAACCUAGCCAUAACAACCUGGAGGAGGUCUGCAUGCACCUGACCAACUAUGCCAUCAAUAAACAUAAUGAGAAUUUUGUUCGAGAUGAUGCUGUGGGCAGUAAGAGGAAGCUGUCGACACUCAAUGCCUGGCUGCGAGAACACAGCCACGAUCCCCGAGAGCUGUGGGGGGACAUCGAGGACAUCAUCAUCAAAACCAUCAUCUCAGCCCACUCUGUGCUUCGCCACAACUACCGAACCUGUUUCCCCCAAUAUCUGUGUGGAGGAACAUGUGCCUGCUUUGAGAUCCUGGGGUUUGACAUCUUACUGGACCACAAGCUCAAGCCCUGGCUUCUAGAGGUAAACCACUCCCCAAGCUUCACCACAGACUCACGCCUGGAUCGAGAGGUGAAAGACGCACUUCUCUGUGACGCUAUGAACCUUGUCAACCUCCGGGGCUGUGACAAAAGGAAGGUGAUUGAAGAAGAGAAACGUCGAGUCAAGGAGCGGCUUUUCCCAUGCCACCAACAGCCACGAGAAGCCAGGCGAGAACAGAUUGAGUUAUCCCAGGCUGCCUUGCAUGACCAGGAGCGUUAUGAAGAUUCCCACCUAGGGGGAUACCGGCGGAUCUACCCAGGGCCUGACUCAGAGAAAUAUGCACCCUUCUUCAAGCACAAUGGCUCCCUCUUCCAGGAGACUGCUGCCUCCAAGGCCAGAGAGGAGUGUGCCAGGCAGCAACUGGAAGAGAUUCGCCUAAAGCAGGAACAGCAGGAGAACCCAGGCACCAGGAAGCGCAAGGAAAACAAAGAGCAGAACCAGGGAGAAUCAGCUGGGGAGAAAAGCCGAUCCAGAGCAGCUACACGGGUCCUUGCCACCAGCCUGGCUUUCAGGAACCGGAACCGGGAGAAAGAGCUGCUACCAGUACAACUGGACACGACGCAGCCUCAGGACAUUGUGGAAGAGGAAGAGCUUGAGCGGAUGAAGCUCCUGUUACAAAGAGAGAAUCUCAUCCGAAGCCUGGGCAUUGUAGAGCAGCUCACUCGCAUGCUGUACCCCAGCCACCGGAGCCACAGAAAGCUUCAUGAGUAUCGGCCUAGAUUUCACCAGGACGGGCUGAGCAGUCAAGAACUGCAACCUGUGAAUUUGGUCCCAUUGGUGUUCCUGAGAGGGGCUGCCUCAGAGCAGAUCCCUCCUCAUUUCCUGCAACCACUUCGGCCCCACGAAUUGAUCCCCAGGAUCUUAGGGCCACUAUCAAGCAUGAAUCCCGCAAUUGCACAGCAUUCCCGGUACCAUCUUCAGCCCAAGAACUUCAACUGGAUAGGAGAUUCAGCAGCCACUGGCCCCUGUUCAUUGUCAAUGAAGAAAUCUGGGAGGCACUAUUUUUCCAGCUCUAGAGUCAGGCUCACUAGCCGUAAAAGAAGGAAAGCCCAGCAAUCAACCAAAAGAGUAAAUGGUCUUCAAUCUUUGCUAAUUGAAAGACUGCCAACAAGUUCCAGUUUGAAAAGCUCUGGCCAGGACCUUUGUUUGCAAAAGGCAAAACACGGAGAUACAAGAAUUCUUCAACAUUCUAAGAUUCUUUGGGGAUCGGUAAAGACUAAAAGAUGAAGAGCUAAGGCCAGCUUGUAUGCAUCUCUGCUCAUCAAGUCUUAGGCUGAGUUUAUCCCUAAGCGAUGGGUCUGAACCCUGGGUGUGGCUUGGGGCUGGAGGUCACUGGGCAACAAGGAGUUCCUUUCUCCGAGGAGUCAAAAGCCCAAGGUACGGUGUAGUCGCCAUCAGAAGAUUGCUGAGGGUUUGCCCUUCCUGCCACAGUGGCAGAAUCAGGCAGGCCUGGGCAGCCUGUGCCAGAGGGGCAGCUCUGGGCAACUGAACCCGUCUUUUUAUUAAAGUUUAUGUCGUUUUCCAGG